This is a messenger RNA of Drosophila eugracilis, 1926 nucleotides long. Its product is annotated as zinc finger protein weckle. Gene Ontology annotation, biological process: regulation of transcription by RNA polymerase II. Gene Ontology annotation, molecular function: RNA polymerase II transcription regulatory region sequence-specific DNA binding; zinc ion binding; DNA-binding transcription factor activity, RNA polymerase II-specific. Gene Ontology annotation, cellular component: nucleus. The record is from RefSeq and is a predicted model, not a curated record. Bases 112 to 1668 code for a protein of 518 amino acids. Lineage: Eukaryota; Metazoa; Arthropoda; Insecta; Diptera; Drosophilidae. The transcript is spliced from 3 exons.
ACAAUUUAGGUCUGGUCACACCAAUGCAAACAAAAAAACACGACUAAAAGUAAACAAUUGAAUAAAUCAGUGAUAAGGCGUCUUAUAAGAAAACAAGAUUCUGGUGUCAGGAUGACGGAGGGCAGCACCCAUUGGCUGAACUGGUGUCGGCUGUGCGCCAAAGACGACGCCCGUGGCAAUGUGAAGGUGCAAAUGAAUGUAAAUUCCCAAGGAACAUGGGACAAUGUCUUAGUUAUGACCAUUCGGAAAUACUUCGAGGUGCACAUGCAACUAGAGGAUGAGGAGAGCAGCGUGCUCUGCACCGAGUGCUAUACUCUCAUCAGUGAACUAAUCGAUUUUGCAGAGCAUGUUACGAAAGUUCAGGCCAUUUUCGAGGUCCUGCGACGAACAGAAACGGAACCAGACAAUCACCUAGAUUUGGCUGCUCUGCGUCAGCAGUAUGGUCUAUGCGAAGAAGACUGGACGCACAUCAUUAAACCCAUACAGGCACCAGAAAUCGAAAUGGGCAUGGACGACACAGAAAUCCAUCAAAAGCAUGCCAAAGUGGUACAGGAAUCUCCGAUAGUGGAAGAAACCAGCAUAGAAUCAGAAAUAUCAGGAAGGGAAACAAUGUCCCAUGAAAUUAUAACCAAAAAGACUCUAGAACUUGAGAUACCGAAGCAAGAAUUCGUUGAUAUAGGUCCCAUUCUCAUGGAAAAUAAUAAAAAUAGACUGGAUAUGGAGGAUUCCCUAGUUGAACUACCUGAAGAGGAGUUAUCCGAAUAUCGCGUGGACAGCACAACCUCCCCACUUUUCCAGGGGCAUGAUGUCAAGUCAGAAAUGCCUGACAGCUAUGAUGAUGAUCCUGAAUUCCUGCCCGAAGAAAAUCAACAAACGAAUCGAGUCGAUAUAGCAAAUGCUCCAACGCCAAAUGCUCCAGAAUCAACUGCAGAGGAAAAAGCCAAACGUGGACGCAUGAAAUGUGAGAAAUGUGGUAAGGGCUAUCGAAAUCGCGGCUCCUACGAGAAACACUUGGAACGGGAGUGUCGCAGGAUCGAGCGGCGGGUGAAAGUAGACAAAGCCACAACCACCUGUGACCUUUGCAACAAAACCCUAUCCUCUGCCACAGCCCUUAAGCUGCACAAAGAGGGCAUCCAUCAGAAUGUCAAGCCAUAUAUCUGCGAUAGUUGUGGAAAGCAAUUAAAGACAAUUACAGCCCUAAACGAACAUAAACUGGUGCACACAGAUAGUCGUCCUUUCGAGUGUGCCGUUUGCAAGGCCGGCUUUAAGAACCGUGCUCGUCUGAAGGCCCACCAUCAAAUCCAUGCGGAGCCCAGUUUUGUUUGCAACAUCUGCGGCAAAAAGCUGCAAACGCGGCGCACCUGGAAUAUGCACAAGGUGGUGCACAGCGAGGAGCGGCGCCUGAAGUGCGAUGUCUGCGGGGCGCUUUUUAAGCGCUCAAAGACCCUCAAGACCCACCUGCUCAGCCAUACGGGACUGCGGCCCUACGUUUGCAACUACUGUGGGAAGUCCUUUGCCUGCAACGCCAACUGCCGUUCGCACAAGCUUAAGAAACAUCCCCUCGAAGCUCAGCAGGAGGAGGGUGCCAGGAUCUCAUCUCGCCUGAAUGUUCCUACGUUGGAAGAACUUCGUGUUAUGACUCAAAAACUACCAAAAAGAACAGACUAAUGUCACAAAAUGUUUUCCACAAAUGUUUUUAAUUUGUUUGCGUUAAAACCGAACAAACUUCGAUAUGAGAUUAAAUCGAAUGUCUUUUUUGGACUUAUUUUUCCUUUGAUUGUAAUAUAAUGUUAGUUACUUGAAUUAUUUAACUUCUUACCUUGUCAAGAGAAGUUGAAAUUAUUUUCAAUUCGUUUGAUUGCCACUGCAGCUGCAAUUAGCCUCUUAGAAGAAAAUAAAACGCAUUUGAUUUAUUUAAAAACAAAA